AUGUCUGAAAUUAAAAUCGACCGUGCCUUGUAUAACAAGCGCAUAGAUAUGAUUCAUAAGGCUCUUGCCACCAAUCGACCUUCUCUUAAUGGUGCAGACUCUAUUUUCAUUCUUAUUGGCAAGACCGAUGAAGAUAAUCCAUACCACAAGAGUGCGGUUCUACACACCUGGCUGCUUGGUUACGAAUUUCCUACGACUGCACUUUUGAUUACCAAGACUGAAACAAUCGUCAUCACCAGUGCAGCCAAAGCAAAGUACCUUAAGGAUCUUCAGGCGUCGACUCUUGUAUGGACCCGCUCAAAGGAUGCAGAGCACAACAAGAAGCUUUUCCAGGAUUUAAUUGCCAAAAUGACAGAGGCUGGUAGUAACCUUGGUAUUAUCCAAAAGGACAAGUACGAAGGUCCCAUGGUAAAAGAAUGGAACGAAAUUUAUGGAGCUUCCGAAAAGAAAUUUACUGAGGUUGAUGUUUCCUCAGCCAUUGCAGAGCUUCUUCAACUUAAAGAUGAGGAGGAAUUGCGUUCUAUUAGAAAUGCAUCUCGAGCCAGUACUGGAGUGAUGACAAAGUUUCUUUCUGAAGAAAUUUCGACCAUUAUUGAUGAGGACCGUAAAGUUAAACAUUCUGCACUGUCAGAAACAGUGGAGAGCAAAAUUGAGGACGAUAACUUUUUCAAAAAAACUCUUAAAUUGGGAGACUCUCUUGACCCUAGCCAGUUGGAUUGGUGUUAUUCGCCCAACAUUCAAUCUGGGGGGAAGUUUGAUUUAAAGCCUUCUGCAAUGCCCGAUGAUAAUGUUUUGUAUGGUGGCGUUAUUGUAACUUUUUUGGGUCUCCGAUACAAGUCUUACUGCUCCAACAUUGGUCGCACAUACUUGAUUGACCCUACAAAGACCCAAGAGCAAAACUAUUCUUUUGCUGUUGCCCUGCAGAAGAAGGUUUUGGAGACAAUUACCAAUGGUGUCAAGGCGCGAGAUGUUUACAAGGCUGCCCAGGAUUUCAUUAAAGAAAAGAACCCUAAGCUUUUAUCACAUUUUCUCAAGAAUGUGGGAUGGGGUACGGGAAUUGAGUUCCGAGACACGUCACUUUUGCUUAAUGAGAAGAACCAGCACGUGCUGAAGGAUGGAAUGACACUUACUUUGGUUAUUGGGUUUCAGGACAUUCCUAAUGACGAUGCUCAGGAUAAUAAGAGCAAGGCUUAUAGUAUACUUCUUAUUGACACUAUCAAUGUGACUAAUGGAGCUCCUGAGGUAUUUACAGAAUCACCCAAGAGCCGAGGUGAUGUUUCAUACUACUUUAAGGAAGAAGAGGAAGCUAAGCCGGUCAAGAAGGAAGUUAAGAAGCCAGUAAAGUCUGCAAUUUUGAAGAGCAAGUUGAGAGGUGAGAAUAAGUCACAGGAGGAUGACCCUGAGGCUAAGCGAAAAGUUAAUCAGCGGGAUCUUCAUGAUAAGUUGCAAAAGAGUGGUCUUGAGAAGUAUGCAGCUGAAAGUUCUGGCAACAGUGAGGGGACCAAAACGACUUUUAAGCGGUACGAAUCUUAUAAGCACUUGAGUCAACUCCCGAAGGACAUGAAGGACUUGCGUAUUCGGGUUGAUGCAAAGAACCAGACGAUUCUUAUUCCGAUUAAUGGUCGUUUGGUUCCAUUUCACAUUGCUUAUUACAAGAAUGGUAGUAGCAACGAAGAGGGCGAGUAUGCUUAUUUACGUUUGAAUUUUAAUUCACCUGGCCAGGGUGUUUCCAAGAAGGAUGAUAUUCCAUCUGAGGUUGCGGAUGCACAGUUUGUUCGCAGCAUUACACUUAGGAGUCGAGAUGGAGAGCACAUUGCUGGUGUUUUUAAGAAGAUUACCGAUUUAAAGAAGGAAGUGUUGAAGCGGGAAGCUGAGAAGAAGGAGAUGGAAGAUGUUGCUCCUCAGGGCAAGCUGAUUGAGGCGAAGAACCGACGCCCUAUUCGUUUGGAUACAGUUUAUGUGCGACCUGCUCCUGAGGGCAAGCGUGUUAAUGGAUUGAUUGAGAUUCACCAGAAUGGUUUAAGAUACCAGUCUCCAAUCAAGAGCGAGUUUAACAUUGAGAUUUUGUUUAGCAACAUUAAGCACCUUUACUUCCAGCCAUGUGAUCAUGAAUUGAUUGUGAUUAUCCAUGCACACCUUAAGAGCCCCAUUAUGGUUGGAAAGAAGAAGACUAAGGAUAUUCAGAUUUACCGAGAAGCGACAGAUUUGGCAUUUGAUGAGACUGGCAAUCGUCGUCGGCGUUACCGAUAUGGAGAUGAGGAUGAGUUGGAGCAGGAGCAGAUGGAGAGACAGCGCCGGGUACAGUUGAAUAAAGAGUUUAAGCAGUUUGCUGAGGCGAUUUCUGAUGCUACUAAUGGGACGAUUGAUGUUGAGAUUCCAUUCCGAGAGCUUGGGUUCAAUGGUGUUCCAUUCCGGUCUAAUGUACUGUGUCAACCGACAACGGAAUCAUUGAUUCAGUUGAUUGAUCCUCCAUUUUUGGUUGUGACACUUAGUGAGAUUGAGGUUGUGCAUCUUGAGCGAGUACAGUUUGGGUUACGACAGUUUGAUAUGGUUGUAAUUUAUAAGGAUUUUACACGGCCUGUGACUCAUAUCAAUUCGAUUCCAAUGUCUCAGCUAGAUGGAGUUAAGGAUUGGCUGAAUAGUGUUGAUGUGCCAUAUUAUGAGGGACCUGUUAAUUUGAAUUGGCCUACUAUUAUGAAGACGGUGACUUCAGACCCACAUCAGUUUUUCAAAGAUGGAGGAUGGAGUUUCUUGACGCUUGAUAAUGAGGGAGGAAGUGGGCAAGAAUCACAGGAGUCUUCUGAUGAGGAGAGUGAAUUCCAUGCUUCUGAUGAGGAUCCUGAAGAUGAGAGUGAUAGUUAUUCUGAGGAAGAUAGUGACAUGUCUGAGGAAGGGGACAGUGAGGGGUCAUUUGGGUCAGAUGAUGAAUCUGGGGAUGAUUGGGAUGAGAUGGAUAAUAAGGCCAAGAAGCUUGAUACAAAGGGUCGUGGAGGGGAUGAUCGCAAGAGAAAGCGUUAA
Magnusiomyces paraingens is the source of this 3018-nucleotide messenger RNA. RefSeq lists its product as uncharacterized. Bases 1 to 3018 code for a protein of 1005 amino acids. Gene Ontology annotation, biological process: positive regulation of transcription elongation by RNA polymerase II; transcription elongation by RNA polymerase II. Gene Ontology annotation, molecular function: nucleosome binding. NCBI's taxonomy places the organism in Eukaryota, Fungi, Ascomycota, Dipodascomycetes, Dipodascales, Dipodascaceae. The transcript is spliced from 2 exons. The record is from RefSeq and is a predicted model, not a curated record. Gene Ontology annotation, cellular component: FACT complex.